Molecule: messenger RNA, 2064 nt
Organism: Panicum virgatum (switchgrass)
Lineage: Eukaryota; Viridiplantae; Streptophyta; Magnoliopsida; Poales; Poaceae
Product: beta-fructofuranosidase, insoluble isoenzyme 6-like
Exons: 5
Coding region: 163-1968 (601 amino acids)
Biological process (GO): carbohydrate metabolic process
Molecular function (GO): hydrolase activity, hydrolyzing O-glycosyl compounds
Source: RefSeq, a predicted model, not a curated record
UAAACUAAACCCUACAACUCUGGGAGCUGGAGGGCUGUCCAUUUCAAGCGCUCUGAAAAAAUGUAAAGUAGCAGACGCAAUAACACCAGCCAUUAAAAUUCUAAAAAAAAAUAACACCAGCCAUUUGCUCUGGUGAUUCUUCACUUGCAUUCGUCAGUGCCAAUGGCAGCACUUCGUCUCGCCGUAAGCAACGUGAUACUCUGCCUUCUUCUCCCCUCUUCCUCUUCCUCUUCUUCACCAAUCUGCGCCGCCAGGAUGCAGGACCAUGUCAGAACGGCGUACCACUUCCAGCCGGCCAAGAACUGGCAGAACGAUCCAAAUGGCCCCGUCUACUACAAUGGUAUGUAUCACCUGUUCUACCAGUACAACCCGCACGGCGCGCUCUGGGACGUCGGCAACCUCUCCUGGGGCCACUCCGUCUCCGGCGACCUCGUCAACUGGGCCGCCCUCGGCAACGCGCUCGACCCGACGGCGCCCUUCGACGCCAACGGCUGCGCGUCAGGGUCUGUCACCAUCCUCCCUGACGGCCAACCCGUGAUCCUCUACUCCGGCAUCGACGCCGAGCGCCGGCAGGUCCAGAACAUCGCGCUCCCCAAGAACCCGCGCGACCCGCUCCUGCGCGAGUGGACCAAGCCCAGCUACAACCCCGUCGUCCCGCUCCCCGCCGACGUGUCGGCCGACAACUUCCGGGACCCCACCACGGCGUGGCUCGGCCGCGACGGGCUGUGGCGGUUCGCCAUCUCCGCCGUGGCCACCGGCGUCGGCACCACGCUCGUGUACCGCAGCGCCGACUUCCUACGCUGGGAGCGCAACGCCGCGCCGCUGCACGCGUCGCGGGACGCGGUGAUGGCCGAGUGCCCGGACCUGUUCCCCGUCGCGGCGCGCGGCGCGGAGGGGCUGGACACGUCGGCGCGCGGCCCCGGCGUGAGGCACGUCCUCAAGGUGAGCAUGCCGGACACGCUCCAGGACUACUACACCGUCGGGCGGUACGACGACGAGGCGGACACGUUCACCCCGGACGAGGACGUCGCGCGCGGCGGCGGCGACGACGACUACCGGAGCUGGCGGAGGAUCGACCACGGGCACCUGUACGCGUCCAAGACGUUCUUCGACGCGCGCAAGAACCGGCGGGUGCUGUGGGCGUGGGUGAACGAGUCCGACAGCGAGGCCGACGACGUCGCCAGGGGCUGGUCCGGCCUCCAGUCGUUCCCGCGGGCGCUGUGGCUGGACCCCGCCGGGAGGCAGCUGCUGCAGUGGCCCGUCGAGGAGAUCGAGACGCUGCGGAGGGGACGCGCGGCCCUGCUGGGCGCGGAGGUGGAGUCCGGCGGGCUGCGCGAGAUCGGCGGCAUCGCGGGCUCGCAGGCGGACGUGGACGUCGUGUUCGAGAUCCCGAGCCUGGAGCGGGCCGAGGGCCUCGACGGCAACCGGCUGCUGGACGCCGACGCGCUGUGCGGGGAGAAGGGCGCCUCCGUGCAGGGCGGGGUCGGGCCGUUCGGGCUGCUGGUGAUGGCGUCCGGCGACGACCUGCGGGAGCACACCGCCGUGUUCUUCAGGGUGUUCCGGCUCCUCCACGGCGAGUACACCGUCCUCAUGUGCACGGACCUCACCAGGUCCUCCACGAAGGCAGGGGUGUACAGACCGACGCAUGGAGGAUUCGUGGACGUGGACAUAGAGAAAGACAGGAGCAUAUCGCUGAGAACAUUGAUCGACCACUCGAUCGUUGAGAGCUUUGGAGGUGGAGGGCGGACAUGCAUGACUGCCAGAGUGUACCCCGAGCACGCCGCAACAAGCAGCAGCCACCUGUACGUGUUCAACAAUGGAUCGGAUGCGGUGAGGGUGCCCAAGCUCGAGGCCUGGGAGCUUGCCCCGGCGAGCGUCAAUGUAGUACCUGAACAAGAAGAAGAAGAAGAAGAAGAAGAAGACGGCUUGGCUGCAUCCAGUAAUAUGUGCACAAGUUCGGUGUAUUAGCAGGAGUACUUGUUGGUUCUAUGAUCAUCGCGUCGUAGAGGUAGCAACAUGAUGGAACAAUUUUAGACGAUGGAAAUUAAAUAAACCACUUAACGG